Molecule: messenger RNA, 1496 nt
Organism: Trematomus bernacchii (emerald rockcod)
Lineage: Eukaryota; Metazoa; Chordata; Actinopteri; Perciformes; Nototheniidae
Gene: osr1
Product: odd-skipped related transcription factor 1
Exons: 3
Coding region: 256-1047 (263 amino acids)
Biological process (GO): embryo development; regulation of transcription by RNA polymerase II; urogenital system development
Cellular component (GO): nucleus
Molecular function (GO): RNA polymerase II transcription regulatory region sequence-specific DNA binding; DNA-binding transcription factor activity, RNA polymerase II-specific
Source: RefSeq, a predicted model, not a curated record
GCAGCACCGUCACACAGCACCCUGAGCACCGCCACACAGCAGCACGCUGCACCGCCCACAGCACCGCCACUCACCCCGGAGGGAAGACGUUUCAGCGGAGGAACAUGCCGGCGCUGCCCGGGUCUCAGUGAUUCUCCGCCCGAUACACAGGCUGCUCCGCGGGCUGCUCACCCUGACCCUCCGGCAGGACCAAGGACAAUUUAACAUUUAAACACAUCUUUUAUUGAAGGCCCUGUUGGAUUCUGGGUAGCAGCCAUGGGCAGCAAGACCCUGCCAGCCCCGGUCCCCCUGCACCCGUCGCUCCAGCUGGCCAACUACGCCCUCCUGCAGAGCUCCACGGGCCUCCAGCUGCCGGCCGAACACUUCCAGAGCCUCUACAGCUUCAGCGCCCUCCACGCCAUCCAGCUGCACCAGUGGACCCUGGGCUACCCCCACCUCGCCCUGCCCCGCUGCACCGUCUCCAAGCUUCCCGCCCACUUCUCCUCCAUGGCCUCCUUCCCCCUGUUCCCCCACCUGCUGGAGCCCAAGCACGACUCAGCGGGUCUGUUUCAGAGCUCCAAGAACAAACCCCGCUUUGACUUUGCCAACCUGGCGGCCGCAGCCACCCAGGAGGACCCCCUGAAGGCGGAGGACCUGAGCAUGGGGGGGGGCGCCGCUCAGGCUUCAUCUCUCCACCAGACCUCCGCCGGCCUCCACCUGGACCUGACCAAGCUCUCCUCCCCCGAGCGCAAGUCCAGCCGAGGCCGUCUGCCGUCCAAGACCAAGAAAGAGUUUGUGUGCAAGUUCUGUGGUCGCCACUUUACCAAAUCCUACAACCUCCUGAUCCACGAGAGGACGCACACGGACGAGAGGCCGUACACCUGUGACAUCUGCCACAAGGCCUUCAGAAGACAGGACCACCUCCGGGACCACAGGUACAUUCAUUCCAAAGAAAAGCCCUUCAAGUGUCAGGAGUGCGGGAAGGGCUUCUGCCAGUCCAGGACGCUGGCGGUCCACAAAACACUACACAUGCAGGUCAAGGAACUGAAGCCAGCCAAGAUCAAAUGAGUCACUCUGCCAGCAGGGGAGGACGGGGACACUGGAAAAACACGACCAAAGACAACAACAGUCAAAGAGGCAGAGCGCUCUGCUUCCGUGGGAAUACUCCUCAAGGAUGAAAUAUUUCACCAGCCAAUUCUGAAAGGAAUAAAACAGAAAUAAGCCUUAGCGGAGAAGUGUAUACUUAGUUAUCAAAGCCUGACUUGGCAACGGAUGUGUGGAAUGUUAAGCGAAACACGACCUUGCGGUUGCUCAGUGCAAAUACUAAGCUUGUAAUCCAAAGACUUUAAAGGUACACAACUCUUGUAAUUUUUUGUACAAACUGAGAAUGAUCAAAGCCAUGUUAACAUAUUUUCUCCUUUUCAAUAUCACAUCCCAAUGUUAUUUUUGUAUAGAUGCAUUAUAUCAAAACUGUAUUUUUGCACUUUAACCUGAUUAUUGAUUAUUUUCAUAUAUCA